AUGGCUCCUCUCCGCAACACUCUUAUCUGCCUGAUGGCCGCAUCAAGCGUCUAUGCCGAGCACCUCAGAGUCGUCUGGUCAUCUGGUAGCUUCUCAUCAAUCUCCGGCCCCAGCGGUGGCAAUCAGAAUGGCGGAUACAGCGGCUUCGCAAUCCUCAAUGACGCUGGCGACGCUGUCUACGACCAGCCCUACCCUGAUGACCAUUCACCCUGCUACCUAGGCUCCGGCCGCGAGUUCACCAUUGAGGGCCAGCCUCAGAGCUGUGCGGUCAAGGACGGCGACGGCAAUGUCUUGGGCUCUGCCGACGCACAGAAGGAUACUACUUUCAUUGGUAUUGCUAUUGGUAUUGACGCUAGCUGUGUUAUCGAAUUCGAUUCCGAUAGCGAUGGCUGCCCUAUUGAUGAUGGCAACGGUCCCCUUCACGUUACUUCCGGAUAG
Molecule: messenger RNA, 438 nt
Organism: Penicillium cosmopolitanum
Lineage: Eukaryota; Fungi; Ascomycota; Eurotiomycetes; Eurotiales; Aspergillaceae
Exons: 2
Coding region: 1-438 (145 amino acids)
Source: RefSeq, a predicted model, not a curated record